CCCACGCCUCGUCCGCCUUGCUCUCCACCCAACCACCCCCAGCCAAGCUGCUUUACUCUGCUGUACCACCGUACUCUCCAGCAUCAUCCACUCUACAUUGAUACUCGUCCGUCUCUGCACCAAUCUCGCCAUGCAGUACUCCACCCUCCUCCUCGCCGCUGCGGCCACCUUCGGUUUCGUUGCCGCCCAAAACUCCUCGUUGCCUUUGCCAUCCGGCAUCCAGCCCUGCUGCAAUGUCAACGUCGGCUUGGUCGAUGAGGACCUUAGGAGCGAAUGGUGCCGCGCUUCCCAGAACACCUGCCCCGAGAUCUGCGGUGGACAGGGCAACAUCGCCAGCGGAGGCAACAACUGCGACACCAAAACCCUUGAGCACACCUGCGAGUGCCGCAACGGAACCAAGCCCGAUCUCGCCUUGUACCAGCAGACGGUCGAAGGCCAAAUGUGCCGCUUCUGGCACGGCCAGUGUAUCGACGCUACCAACGAGGACGCUUCCCUCCAGUUCAGCUGCGACACCAUUCGCGACAACACGUGCGGCAACAUGACCACCAAGCCCGAGUCCGCGUCGACGACGUCGUCCAGCGCCAUUACCUCUCGCACUAGCAGCGCUGGCGGCAACGGCGGCGGCUCUGAGCCCACCGGAACCGGAGGCUCUGCUGCAUCCACCAACAGCCCUGCUGCUGCCCCCGCUCUCGAUGCCGCUCGCAACUACGGAACUCCUCUCUUCAUGGGUGCUGUCGCUGCCGUUUUCGGUCUGGCUCUAUAG
Molecule: messenger RNA, 763 nt
Organism: Periconia digitata
Lineage: Eukaryota; Fungi; Ascomycota; Dothideomycetes; Pleosporales; Periconiaceae
Source: the annotation of a GenBank genome assembly